AUGAAUACUUUGCUCGCCAUCUCCAUCCUACUAGUGGCUGUAUACAGUCAAGAACUUUUUGUUGGAGAUCAGGUUCUACGUGUUCAAGUCAAAGAUGACACUCAGCUAUAUAUACUGAGACAGCUGGAAAGUAUGAAGCAUUUACAGAUUGAUUUUUGGCGCAGUCCUGCAAGGCCUAAACUUCCUGUGGACAUGAGAGUUCCUUUCCCUGCUUUACAGAAUGUUAAAGUGUUUUUAGAAUCCAACAAUAUUGAGUACUCCAUAAUGAUAGAAGAUGUUCAGGAAUUACUGGAUCAGGAACACAAAGAAAUGAAGGAGUCAAAAUCCCGGGAAAGAUAUUCUAACAGUUUUAGCUAUUCUUCAUACCAUACACUGGAUGAGAUUUACAGCUGGAUAGACAGUCUGAUAAUGGAAUACCCAAAAUUGAUCAGCAAGAUUGAUAUCGCUCCGAGCUCUGAAGGUCGUCCAAUUUAUGCAUUGAAGUUUAGUACUGGAGGUAAUAAGCCAGCCAUUUGGAUCGACACUGGAAUUCAUUCUCGAGAGUGGAUUACUCAGGCCACUGGAAUAUGGACAGCUAAAAAGAUAGCAAGCACUUAUGGGAUUGAUCCAUCGCUUACUUCUAUAUUGGACAAUCUGGACAUUUUUCUAGAAAUUGUGACAAACCCAGACGGAUAUGCAUAUACCCAUAGCACGAAUCGCAUGUGGAGGAAAACCCGGUCCAUCAAUGCAGGCUCUUCUUGUGUUGGGGUGGACCCAAACCGUAAUUGGAAUGCUGGCUUUGGAGGACCCGGUUCCAGCGGCAAUCCAUGUGCUGAGACGUACCAUGGACCAUAUCCUCAUUCUGAGCCUGAAGUUAAUGCUAUUGUGGACUUUAUCCUAGCGCAUGGUAACGUAAAGGCUAUGCUCACCAUACACAGCUAUUCUCAGAUGCUGCUGUUUCCUUAUGGCUACACGAAAAAUCUUGCAGCUGAUCACCAGGAGCUGAAUGAACUGGCCAAAGAAGCUGCUGAUGCUCUAGCAUCUUUACAUGGAACUCGGUAUACAUAUGGCUCCACCAUUGCUACCAUUUAUCAGGCGGAUGGCACAACAACUGACUGGGCAUAUGACAAUGGCAUAAAAUAUUCCUACACCUUUGAGUUAAGAGAUACUGGGAGAUAUGGCUUCCUCCUUCCUGCUGAACAAAUCCUACCCACAGCUGAGGAGACAUGGCUGGCACUAAUGACAAUCAUGGAGCAUGUCAGGGAUCACCCCUACUGA
Nanorana parkeri is the source of this 1257-nucleotide messenger RNA. Its product is annotated as carboxypeptidase A1-like. Gene Ontology annotation, biological process: proteolysis. The transcript is spliced from 11 exons. Lineage: Eukaryota; Metazoa; Chordata; Amphibia; Anura; Dicroglossidae. Gene Ontology annotation, molecular function: zinc ion binding; metallocarboxypeptidase activity. The record is from RefSeq and is a predicted model, not a curated record. Bases 1 to 1257 code for a protein of 418 amino acids.